Messenger RNA from Lodderomyces jiufengensis, 786 nucleotides. It is a transcript of the gene YST1, whose product is annotated as 40S ribosomal protein uS2. NCBI's taxonomy places the organism in Eukaryota, Fungi, Ascomycota, Pichiomycetes, Serinales, Debaryomycetaceae. Gene Ontology annotation, molecular function: structural constituent of ribosome. The record is from RefSeq and is a predicted model, not a curated record. Gene Ontology annotation, cellular component: 90S preribosome; cytosolic small ribosomal subunit; ribosome. Gene Ontology annotation, biological process: cytoplasmic translation; ribosomal small subunit assembly. The transcript has 2 exons. The coding region runs from base 1 to 786 and encodes 261 amino acids.
AUGUCAUUACCAGCUUCAUUUGACUUAACUCCAGAAGAUGCUAAAUUAUUAUUAGCUGCCAACGUUCAUUUAGGAUCAAAAAACGUUCAAGUUCACAACAAACCAUAUGUUUACAAAACCAGACCAGAUGGUGUUAACAUUAUCAAUGUUGGUAAGACUUGGGAAAAAAUUGUUUUAGCUGCUAGAAUCAUUGCUGCUAUUCCAAAUGCUUCAGAUGUUGCUGUCUGUUCAUCAAGAACUUUUGGUCAAAGAGCUGUUUUAAAAUUCGCUGCUCAUACUGGUGCUACUGCUAUUGCAGGUAGAUUUACUCCAGGUAACUUCACAAAUUAUAUCACUCGUUCAUUCAAAGAACCAAGAUUAGUUAUUGUUACUGACCCAAGAACUGAUUCACAAGCUAUUAAAGAAUCAUCAUAUGUUAACAUUCCAGUUAUUGCUUUAACUGAUAUGGAUUCACCAUCAGAAUAUGUUGAUGUUGCUAUCCCAUGUAAUAACAAAGGUAAACAUUCAAUUGGUUUAAUUUGGUGGUUAUUAGCAAGAGAAGUUUUAAGAUUAAGAGGAAUUAUUACUGAUAGAACUACUGAAUGGUCAGUUAUGCCAGAUUUAUAUUUCUACAGAGAUCCAGAAGAAAUUGAACAAAAUGCUUCAGAAGAAGGUAAAACUGAAGAAGUUGAAGAAACUCAAGCUACUGAAGGUGAAACCGAAUGGACUGGUGAAACCGAAGAAGUUGAUUGGGCUGAAUCAGGAGCUACUCCAGCUGCUGAAGAUGCUGCUGCUUCAAACUGGUAA